GUGUGUCAGUACCACAUAACAGAGUAGUUCUCACUUCCACCUUACCUGACUGGUCUUACAUGAGUGAUUAGUGAGAAGAAGACAUUCGUUAUCCAUCAUUCAAGGUUGUUUGUGUCUACGCUGCAACAGGACGACCCUCUCCACAAUGAACAUCUCUGAGGAGGAGACACAGAGCUUCUUUGGCAGUGACUCCCACCAUGAGAACAUUAUAUUUGCCACAUAUUACAUCCUGAUUUUCCUCAUUGCUGUGCCUGGGAAUGCCUUGGCGCUGUGGGCCUUCUUUCGUCAGCACAGCACAUCUCCAUCUAAGGUCUUCCUGAGGCACCUCUCUGUGGCAGACAUCUCCUACAUCCUCAUUUUACCCAUGCGUAUAGUUUACCACCUGUCCGACAGCCACUGGCCUUUCGGACAUGUCAUCUGUCAGCUAGCGGGCUUCCUCUUUUACCUCAACAUGUACUGCAGCCUGUACCUCAUGAGCUUCAUCAGCCUGCACAGAUUUCUGGCUGUGGUUCUUCCUAUAAAAUCUCAGUCAGUCAGGAAGGUUUUGUAUGCAAAGGUAGCAGUGGGGAUACUUUGGGUGACUGUUAUUGUGUCUAUGAGUCCUACACUUUUCUCUAAAAGGAAUGUGAGGAACAACUCAACUGGGUCAUGCAACAAGCUGUACUUAGAGAAGACUUCUCCCACUGCUUUAGUUUCAACCGUUGUGGCCUUUGUGAUUCCCCUCACCACCAUAGUGGUUUCCUACAUACUGAUUCUGCUGAAACUGAGGGCAAUGAAGCAAGAGGAACGGCCGGUGAAGAGCAAAGCCAUAAGAAUGAUCGUCCUGAUUGUCAUGAACUUCCUGUUUGCGUUUGUGCCCUACCAUGUGAGCAGGGUGAUCUAUAUUGAAAUGCACAUGCAUGGUAAUCUGACUGCAGCAAGCCAUGAGUCGCUGGGAAGAGCCAAUCGGAUCACAUCUGCACUCACCUGUGUUAGUGGGGUCCUGGAUCCCGUCAUGUACUUCUUCCUGAACCGAGUUUACAGAGACAAACUGCUGCAGCUGUUCUGUAAACCAUGAAGAUGAUCAAUAAACAACU
Trematomus bernacchii (emerald rockcod) is the source of this 1076-nucleotide messenger RNA. Its product is annotated as uracil nucleotide/cysteinyl leukotriene receptor. The transcript has 2 exons. The record is from RefSeq and is a predicted model, not a curated record. Gene Ontology annotation, biological process: positive regulation of Rho protein signal transduction; phospholipase C-activating G protein-coupled receptor signaling pathway. Bases 146 to 1057 code for a protein of 303 amino acids. Gene Ontology annotation, molecular function: G protein-coupled receptor activity. Gene Ontology annotation, cellular component: membrane. Lineage: Eukaryota; Metazoa; Chordata; Actinopteri; Perciformes; Nototheniidae.